This is a messenger RNA of Caenorhabditis briggsae, 183 nucleotides long. The record is from RefSeq and is a predicted model, not a curated record. The transcript is spliced from 2 exons. Bases 1 to 183 code for a protein of 60 amino acids. NCBI's taxonomy places the organism in Eukaryota, Metazoa, Nematoda, Chromadorea, Rhabditida, Rhabditidae.
AUGUCCCAACAAUCUGAGCAACCUGAAAUUAAUCCAUCGGCGGUGACAAUUUCUACAUUGGGAUUUGUAGCUGCUCUUAUCACAAGUUUCAUGAACAUUAAUCUUGUGAAAAAUUAUACGAGAAUAUCGGUCCGUAUGGAGGAGUUACAAAACUAUUCGGAUGUGCCAUUGAAGCAGUUCUAG